Exophiala bonariae is the source of this 429-nucleotide messenger RNA. RefSeq lists its product as uncharacterized. Lineage: Eukaryota; Fungi; Ascomycota; Eurotiomycetes; Chaetothyriales; Herpotrichiellaceae. The transcript is spliced from 2 exons. The coding region runs from base 1 to 429 and encodes 142 amino acids. The record is from RefSeq and is a predicted model, not a curated record.
AUGCCAGAUAUCGUCACCUACAAAUUCCCAGCAAGUGCCAUCAACAGCGAGCCAGCCGUCCCUCAGCCAGCUCGCACUGGCCUCUGCAACAUGCCUGAGAAAGUGAUGGACAAGAUACUCUUCCAUGUGACCAACAAGAACCCCAGUCCUUACGAGGAUCUGUUGUGCAUGUGCUUAAGCAGCAAAGUUGCCGCUCGUAAAGUACUUCCCACCAAAGCCUUAGAGAUGAGCCGCCAGGUGACCGAACUCGAGGUUCGACUGGCCAACGUCACCACAAAACGCCCUGGAACCCCUCUAGAUAAAUUCAGGUCGCGGGUCGGCUCACAUAUGAUGUGGAAGCAAAAGCGGGAUCAUCGUCUUGAGGACUGGGAGAAUGAUGUUCAAGUCAGAUGUAUCGAGGAAGCAAUUGCCAAAGCCGGUUUGGAUUGA